AUGGAACCACGAAUCAACCAUAACACCUCAUCGUUCAUGGCUUCAUCUUUCCAGCAUUCACAACAAAUGUUGCCAAAUGCCACACCCCUUCCCAUGCAACAACCACACGGCACCACAACCGCCACAGCUCCCACUUCUUUUUCACUCAAUACGAGUUUUAACUCUUCUGGAAUGACCGUCAUUAUGAAACCUAAUACUACUUCCUCCAAUCAUCAUAGAGCCUCCUUGUUCAAUAAGCAAUACAUUGUCGAGAGAAGUGCCGAUCGUAGCUUGUUAUUGGAUUCCAGAUCAUCCAUCUCUCCCAAUUCCUUCAUCAUCACGGAUAAAGAAAAUAUAUCCUCUAUCAGCAACAUGAAUGAACUGAAUACAAGUGUUCAUUCAACGUCCGCAAUUGUGGAUUCUCUCAAAACAACAACAUGUUCAAAGGCUCCCCUAAGUAGCAAUGGAAUUCCACCAUUAUCUAAUCCACUCUCCACGAACCAUGUCCAUCAUCACCCUAAUAACAUGAUGAACCCUAUGACCGAAUCAUCAUCAUUGCAUAAUCAUCAUAGACCCACACUCGUUCUCAAACAAUUCGCAAACAAAGUUUUUCUCGAUUUUGGUAAGGUGAAAAUGAACAGUGUUUGUGUUUCUCAAUUGUUUGUGGCAAAUCCAACCUCUAAGGAACAAGAAAUUGCAGUAGAGAAACUUCCUGUUCAAUAUGGAUUCACAUUGCGAGAAGUAGUUUAUCGAAUUCCUCCUCUGUGUGAUGAUUUUGUCAUUUCCAUUCAGUGGACACCUUCACAACUCGGGAAAGUGAAUGGUCAAUUAAUCUUUUUAUGGAAUACUCGUUUUAGAUUUUGUGUGAAUUUAAUUGGUGAAGCAAUACCUGAGAGUAGAGUGAACACAGGAACAUCUAGGAAACCUUCACGUGUGACUACUUUGACCAACUCUUCUCGAAUGGUCAAGGGAAUCAAGUCGAGUGUGAAUGAUGAUACUUUUAACAUGUCCACUUGUAAUAUUUCAGCGAUUCUUCCUCCUCAAAAUGGUCUUGCAUCGACCGAUCAAUCCAUACUCUCCAAUAUUCCGAUCGUUCCAAUUCAUACAGCUUCUACCAACACUUCCUCAAUGACAAGCAUGUCCACGAGUUGUAAUUCAGCAACAAGCCAUUCCACAACGAGCUCAGCAACAACUGGCACUUCUCAACCAUCAUUAUUGACACGAAGGACACAACAAUCACUCAUUCAUAGAACUUCGGUGUUAGAGCAACGAACCCAAAUGGGUAGUAGUGUACCACCUCUGAGAGCAUCUUCAAAAAUUACCAAACCUGAAAAGAUGAAACGAGAAAAUCAAACCAUGUUGAAUCAUUCCAAGACACUCACAGUCGUCACUCAAAACAAGAAUUCUUCCUCACUCAAAGAUAAUAUGGCUUCGACAACUCAAAAACGAAUCAUUCAAAGUACAGCUCGAUCCGAAAUUCAAAAGAUUCUCGAAAGACAACGAGAGUUGGAACGAGCACUCCCAGUAGGCAUGCCUCAAUUGGUUCACGAGUUGAAGAACUUUGGAAUUGGUAUUCAUCAAAUAUCUCUCAUUCAAGGAUAUAAGGACAUUCGUGUGGCCAUGUUACUUCAAUGGGUUCAUGCAGUUCUUGAAAAGUAUGAAAACUUACCUUCCAAGUACAAGGUGUGGAAUUUUUCAUCUCUAGCAUUGAAAACAGAAGAAGAAUUGGUCUUUGCAUUGAUCAGUAAUCAAUAUCGUUUACCAUCACCUCUUCCACUCUCAGAAAUUCUACCAAAAGAUGAAGAGCGUGACUAUCUUCAUCAUUAUCAAUAUUCUGAAAAUGGUUGUUGGAGUGCAUCCUUUUCACCAACCAAACUUAAAACUAGGCCUGAGAUUUCUGACAAGGAAUACAAUGAGCAUGAGAUGGUUUGUAAAAUUGGACAUCUUUUCAAUACAUUGUAUCAACAGAAGGAACAAGUGGUUCGAACUAAAGCAUUGGUGGUCAUUCAAAAUUGGAUGCUCACUGUGUAUUGGAAACGAAGAUUACAAGUAUUGAGAGAAAGUUCACUCAUUGUGGAAGCUCGAGUGAGAGCUUUGUUGGAGAUAAGUAAACUUGAACGAAUGAGAGAAGAACGAAAGCAACGAGUUCUGAUGGAACUCACUUCUCGUUUGCAAGGUAUGGCAAGAGGUUAUCUUGCUAGAAGAGCUCUUAAAAAAGAAAAGACGAGAACCAUUGUUCAACAAGCUGUAUUUCGAUCAUUCCUAACACAGAGAAGCAAAUUUGAAUGUACACAAUCUGCCCUUUCAAUUCAAGCAUUGAUGAGAAUGUUUUUGACGAGAGAAAGUCAUUUGGAUGACAAGUAUGAUUUAGUCAUGUGUCAAGCAGUCAUUAGAGCAUUCUUGACAAGAAAACAAUUUUAUUUAGAUUAUGCUGAAGUGCUUGAAUACAAUAACAUGUUAGAGAUGGAGGCGUUUGAAAAGUAUGUGAAUGACUCUAUUGAGAAUUAUGAUGAGAAUGUCAUCCUUCAUCAAGCACUUGUGAAAGGUUCACUUUGUCGAUCACAAUUUACACAUUCUCUUCAAGCAAUUACAGAAAUUCAAUCAGUCAUGAGACAGAAGAAGGCACAAAACACUUUCAAGAAUAUGAAGCAAGACAUUACAACCAUCCAAGCUCUAUCAAGAAGAGUUCUUGAAAGAAGAAAGUAUCACAAAGAGAAGGAACGAAUUAACACUCAACAAGCACUUGUGAGAGGACUCUUGGCAAGAGAAGAAGAACGAGUUGGAGAGAGCAGAGUAGUCUCGAUGCAAUCUCUUAUUCGAAGAAGACGUCAUGAAAUGAUUCUCGAUGCAUCGAUUAAGCAAACGACAACCAUGCAAUCGCUUAUUAGAAGAUUCUUCAAUGAGUGCGACUGUUUGAUUGAUCAAUAUAGAGCAUUUAUUUUCCAAGCUAUUUCUCAAGGACAUGUAGCAAGACGAAACAAGUUGGAAUCUAUUCAAAACCUGAUCUCUCUGCAAGCUUUAAUUAGAGGUCGUCUUGUUCGAAAGAGCCGAGACACAAGUAUGGAAUCUGUUUCCAUGGUUCAGAGAUCCAUGAGAGAUUGCAUUCUAAGAAAACAUUACUCGCGAUUUGUUGAAAUGAUGAAAAUGAUUCAAUCCAGCAUUCGAAGUUAUUCUGCACAACAACAAAAAUACGAAAGUAUCAGUGCUGUGAUGAAUAUUCAAUCCGCGAUUCGAGGUUUCACACAACGAAAAGCAUGUUGUGAAAACAUUUCAUCCAUCACUUCACUCCAAAGCUCAAUAAGAGGUCACACAGAGCAGCGAAAGGCCAAACUUGCAUUUGAAAGUAUUCUUUCACUUCAAGCAAGUCUCAGAGGCAAGGGUUGCAGAGAAUCCAUGUUAGAUGAUUUGUAUGAUAUCACUCUAAGUCAAGCCAUUAUGAAAGGAGUACUUUCUCGAUAUUCAUUUACUUUUGAAGUUUUUGAAAUUGUGAAAUUUCAAUCUCUCAUCAGAGGAUAUCUCGAAAGAAAACGCAAGGACAAGCAACAAGAAUGUAUUACUACCAUGCAAUCAUUAGCAAGAGCUUAUUUAAAACAAGAAUCUAUUGAAGAUGACAAGUAUGAUGUUUCAAUUUCUCAAUCAAUCAUUAGAGGAUAUCUCGAGAGGAAGAAAUUGAAACAAGAACGUCAAGCUCUGUUGAACUAUCAAGCAUUGGUGAGAAGUUACUUGUCCAAUCGAUUCUUCAAUCAUAUUAAGCGCAUUUCUUCUACCAUGCAUUCUGCUGCAACUACCAUUCAAAAAGUGUUUAGAGGUUUUAUGGUGAGAAAAUCAAAUGCUGUUCAAGUGAAUAUCAUUCGACAACGAAUUCAACACUUGACAGAGAAUAUCGAUGAACGAAAGAAACUCAAAAAUCGAACUCAGAAGGCAUUGGAAGUUUUAUUGAAAUCAAAUUCUGUGAAUCAAGUGAUGAGUGCUUGUGCAAGCUUGGCAACGACAACGAAAUGGAGUGACAAUUGUUGUGAAAGUUUGGUGACGAAUGGUGCUGUUCCAAUACUAUACACUUUUAUUAAGAUGUUGAACCGAUCGAAACCACAUAUGGAUUUAUUGAUUCACAUCUUGGAUAUUUUACUUCAUUUGACUCGAAUCAAGUAUUUGAAUUGUUUGGUUCAUGAGAAGAAUGAAUAUUUUGACAUUUUAUUUGAUCAGGCACAAAUUUACAGAGAAAAGGAAGAGAUUUUCAUGAGAGCAAUCACUCUCAUCAAGAAGGCAGAUCCAAAGCGAUUGAAGAGUGUCAAAGACCAUCUCUUGAAACGAUGUACAAGUGUAUCUCGUUUGAUGGAAAGAAAAUACACCACCGAGAAGAAAUCUAUGAAGACUGCACAGAAUCACCUCAACUCUUCCGCUCUCAACUCAAGCUCUCUCAAUAUUUCUCUCAAUGAUUCAAGUAUUUUGCUGAACAGAAAGCACAAUACAUCAUCAAACAAUCACAACACGUCGGGUGUAGGACGCUCGGCUGCCUCUAGCUUGGUGAUUGCUUUUGAGAAUAUUGCUGAGCUUAUUGACAUGUUAAAUAAAUUAAAAUAA
Naegleria fowleri is the source of this 4560-nucleotide messenger RNA. RefSeq lists its product as uncharacterized. The record is from RefSeq and is a predicted model, not a curated record. Gene Ontology annotation, molecular function: protein binding. NCBI's taxonomy places the organism in Eukaryota, Heterolobosea, Eutetramitea, Acrasida, Naegleriidae. The transcript has a single exon. Bases 1 to 4560 code for a protein of 1519 amino acids.